This is a messenger RNA of Mycena indigotica, 1143 nucleotides long. RefSeq lists its product as uncharacterized. Lineage: Eukaryota; Fungi; Basidiomycota; Agaricomycetes; Agaricales; Mycenaceae. The record is from RefSeq and is a predicted model, not a curated record. The transcript is spliced from 4 exons. The coding region runs from base 1 to 1143 and encodes 380 amino acids.
AUGGACGCAGACCGCAAAUCGACCGUCUCAUCGUUCUAUGGGGGUCGUAAGACCUCGUACGAUGCCCUGGCCGCCGACUUUCCCUCCCCCACACCCGGUCGUGAUGACGCUUCAUCGUUUUUUGGGCGGGAGAGUAUUGACCCACUCGCUGGACCGCCAAAGGGUGCUCUGAGGAGCGCUGGGUACAACCAAGGCUCGUUCUCUCAACAAGGACGGCCGGAACCGCUCAAAGGAGGAAGAGAUGAAGAGGAGGAGCUUGGUGGUGGGCAAGGCUGGGAUGUCUAUGCCGACUUCAAUAACGCUGGGCCGAGGUAUAGCAGUGCGUUUGGCAUGGGCGGAGAUCCGAAUGCGUAUCAAUCGCUACCUGGCAAUGGCACUCCCAAGGCAGAAGAUGCAUCGACAACGAGCGGCCCAGUGGAAAUGGUGACAGUACCCGCGAUGGGCGCAGAGUGGGGCAAGGACGAGAUGCACGGGAUGACAAAAGCCGGAAAGCGAGAACGCAAGGCCGAGGAGCGGACUCGUAUAUGGCGCGACUGGACCCGUGGCAACAAGGGCGGGAAAUGGCUCACAAAGAGGGUCAUUGUCUUCGUUGCAUUCAUUGUCAUCGCAAUAAUCGCUGUCCUAAUUGGCGUCUGUUUGCCACGGGUACCGAGCUUCGCCCUCAGCAACAACAACCCUCUGGUCAGCGCAAGUGGCCAGUUCGCCAGUGAUGUUCCAACUGCGUUCUCCCGUGUCCCUGCCAACUUCAGUUUCCCUGCGUUUGCGAAUCUGCAAGUCGACACCAACAGCAAUAAUCUCCCGUUGCGCUUCCAGCAUCUGAGAGCGAAGUUGUAUGACCUCGACUCUGGUUUCCUAAUCGCAACUGGGGAUUUGGGUCAUCGGACGCUGAAGGCGAACGAAUUCGUGAAUGUACAAUUGCCGCUGAACUUUUCGUAUGUGGCGACGAACGACUCGGACACGACCUGGCUGAAUUGGUACAACGGGUGCAAGAACAAGGUGCAGUUCGCCGACGGAAAGAGGCCAGUUGUGAAGUUCAAUCUUGUGCUCAACAUGGCCAUUGCUGGUUUGGUUGGGACCUAUGGGUCGUCCACGACAGUCAACGGUGCAGCCUGCCCUAUUGAGCUACCUACAAGCAGCGUAUGA